AUGAAGCCUACCGUGCCCGUUCUGCUGUGCCUGGGGACCCUCCCCAAACCCAGGCACUUGGUCGAGCCGAACUCUGUGAUCCCCUGGGGGAGUUCUGUGAGCAUCUGGUGUGAGGGGAUGCUGGGGGCCCAGAAGUACCAUCUGUACAGAGAAGAAAGAUCAAGGACCUUGGAACCAUCAAUCCUACUCCCCAACAAGGCCGAGUUCCCCAUCUCAUCCCUGACAAAAGAUGAUGCAGGGCGAUAUCGCUGCUCCUAUCACAGCCCUGCUGGCUGGUCAAACCACAGUGACCCACUGGAGCUGGUGGUGACAGUCUACAGCAAACCCAGCCUCUCAGCCCUGCCCAGCCCUGAGGUGACCUCAGGCGGGAACGUCACCCUGCAGUGUGGCUCAAGGCUGGGAUAUGACAGGUUCGUUCUGACUGAGGAAGGAGGAGACAAGCUCUCCUGGUCCCUGGACUCACAGCAAAGCCUCGCUGGGCAGGUCCAGGCCCUGUUCCGUGUGGGCCCUGUGACCCCCAGGCAGAGGUGGCUGUUCAGGUGCUACAGCAGUGACAGGAGCAAACCCCAAGUGUGGUCAAAAUCCAGGGACACCCUGGAGCUCCUGGUCUCAGGGCUGUCCAGGAAGCCCUCCCUCCUGACCCAGCAUGGCCCUGUCCUGGACCCUGGACACAACCUGACCCUCCAGUGUUGCUCUUCCCUCAGCUAUGACAGAUUCCCUCUGUCCAAGGAAGGAGCAGGUGACAUUCCCCAGUGCCCUGGGGGCCGCUACAGAUGCUACGGUGGACACAGCCUCCCCUCCGAGUGGUCGGCCCCCAGUGACCCCCUGGACAUCCUGAUCACAGGACAGCUCCCGGGCACACCCUCCCUCUCGGUGCAGCCGGGACCCGCGGUGUCCUCAGGAGAGAGUGUGACCCUGCUGUGUCAGUCACAGACCUGGAUGGACACUUCUUACUGUCCCAGGAAGGGCAGCCAAUCCACCCCACUACAUUUGAGAUCAGAGUCCCGAGCUCAGCAGUCCCAGGCAGAAUUCUCCAUGAGAGCUGUGAGCUCAGCCCUCAGGAGCUACAGGUGCUAUGGCUCUCCCAGACCCUUCCCCCACUUGCUGCCACAGCUGUGCCCCGUGGAGCUCGCAGCCUCAGUCUCCCCAGUGGUGAGUGUGGGAUAUGAAAAAUGA
Molecule: messenger RNA, 1176 nt
Organism: Chinchilla lanigera (long-tailed chinchilla)
Lineage: Eukaryota; Metazoa; Chordata; Mammalia; Rodentia; Chinchillidae
Product: leukocyte immunoglobulin-like receptor subfamily A member 6
Source: RefSeq, a predicted model, not a curated record